AUGCCGCUGGUUCCUCGUUUUGAGCUAUCCCAAACAUCGUCAGAAGUGAUAGUCCUAGUCUUUGUGAAGACCAUUCGCUUAGAAUCUAUUGAAGUUGUGUUGGACGAAGAAUCCGUCCUUCACUUUCAUGCCCAUCCAUACUCUUUGACUCUGAAUUUUUCUCCUCAUCAAUUUGAUGCGGAAGCACAAGGCAUUGUUUCUGCCCAAUAUGAUCCCUCUAUCCAAACCAUAAGCAUACCCAUCAUGAAGGCCAACAAAGGUUCAAUAUGGCCAAAUCUGGACAUGACGGCAAGAUUGAUGCAUCCCAAAGAGAUUCCCAAACAAUGGCUGCAUGCCGUCGUCGAUUCUACAGAGAAUGACGAAAAAACAAUUAUGAAUGACAAUAGUAGUGGAAACGACGCAACGCUGACAGAUGCAAACACAGAUACGACCCAGACCAUCUCGGCACCUUCGUCGUUGUCGUCGUCGUAUGGAUACGGAUUUGGCAAUCUCUUUCAAAACAUUUUUACUGAUUAUUGUCGGAGUGGGGUAGCCCAAGAAAUGUUGUCUUUGCCGGAUCCAGAAAAUACAGAACCUUCCAAGCGGCAAUCCCAACGUAUUGACCAAGAACAAGAGGACUUUGAUCCAGAUCGGUACGAUUAUGACAUUCAGGAUGACUACUUGUAUGAAAUGGUGAUCGACUUUGUACCCUUUUGGAAACAACCAAAAAAAGGCAGGGCACACGCAAAUUCCGAAAGCAAUGUUGACGAUCUUUCAGAAUCCCUAGAAACUAAACUGAACAUUGGUAACAAGGCAUCCACAUCCGACAGUCCGUUUACUGCUGACGAAAAGCUUCAAUUGUCGACGAUACCAUAUCCUCUGAUUCCUGAUCACCUCUUGCGGAUACCUACAGGCACAGGUAGCGAAUCGCUCUGGUGUGGGCUGUUGGACUUGUUAAUACCCUAUGUUUACGACCACUUGAUGACCAUGGGAGAUCCAACAGUGGAAUCCGCUUGGACCAUUACCAAACUCUCGUGCAGUCUCAGUUGGCUCGAUCCUCCAAAGACCGUCCAAGAGGCUCUCAUUGGAAGCACACGACGAAUGUUGAUUUAUCCAUACUGGCGUAAUUUGAACUUUUCUGUGACAGUAUGGGAACACCUCCUUUCGAUUCUUGAAUCAAAUAAUGGUUUGCAUUCUGUCAUCAAAUGUUUGUUGCAACUGCGGUCGAUUCUCGAAAAGUCCGAGUUCUACUAUGCUGGCAAUAAAGUAUUUGUAGACCCAUAUCUCUAUUGGGUACAGCACCAAGAUGCUGCAGGACUGACACGAGUAGCCAACAAAGUUCGAAACGAGCUCGACAUGGGAACUCUGAAGGGGGAUGUCGAUUUGGAUUUGGCCAUUUAUGAAAAUCUCGUGUUUGGAGAAGAGAAUGAGUCCGGCCAUGAUGACACUGCAUCAUCUUCCGACGAGUCCGAUUCGGAAGAAGAAGAAGACGACGACGACGAUUCAACAAUAGAUAGUAAUUCGAAAGCAGAAGAAAACCAAAAAGAUCUACAGCAGCAACAAACGACGGAAACUUCAGAAAUCCAGAAAGUGUCUUCAACAUUAUUGGAUUUGGAAGAUGACGAAGCUCCAAGAUCUCAUGUUCUGAAUAUUGUUGAGGAACCAUCAUCGGAGCCGUCGGUUGGUGGCAAGCUCCUAAUCAAAGAAUUGAAUUGA
Molecule: messenger RNA, 1695 nt
Organism: Cylindrotheca closterium
Lineage: Eukaryota; Bacillariophyta; Bacillariophyceae; Bacillariales; Bacillariaceae
Source: the annotation of a GenBank genome assembly